Molecule: messenger RNA, 15335 nt
Organism: Bacillus rossius redtenbacheri
Lineage: Eukaryota; Metazoa; Arthropoda; Insecta; Phasmatodea; Bacillidae
Product: carboxypeptidase D-like
Exons: 25
Coding region: 107-4933 (1608 amino acids)
Biological process (GO): peptide metabolic process; protein processing
Molecular function (GO): zinc ion binding; metallocarboxypeptidase activity
Source: RefSeq, a predicted model, not a curated record
UUCCGGAAGAUGCUCAAUUGACAUUGACAUGUGGUUUGUUUAUUUUUUAAAGAACAAUGUUUAGGAUGUUUGUAUGAUCAUAGUUACAAGUUUUUACAUUUGAACGAUGGAAUUUUGUCUGCGAUUGUUGUUUUUUUGUGGCUUUUGUGUAUUGAAAUGUGCAGCUCAAUUAACAUCAAGGGCCUUGAAUUUGAAUGAAAGUUUUCUUAAUCCAAAUAUAUAUUUCAGUAACGAUCAGGUUACUUCUCUUUUACACGAUUUACAGUCUUCAUUUCCUAAUUUAGCAAGAGUUCAUUCUAUUGGAAAGUCUGUUUUAAAUAAAGAUCUCUGGGUUUUAGAAAUAAGUGAUGAUGUACAUAAUCGAAAAUUAGGUGAACCUAUGUUUAAAUAUGUAGCCAACAUGCAUGGAGACGAGACAAUUGGACGUCAAUUGACACUGUAUUUAGCGCAAUAUUUGCUUUUCAACUAUCAGAAGGACGAAAGGGUGACAAGGAUUGUUAAUACAACAGAUAUAUUUCUGAUGCCAUCAUUAAAUCCUGAUGGAUUUGAACAGUCAACGGAGGGAAAAUGUGACUCUAAGAAAGGCGAAGUUGGGCGAAACAAUAUAAACGGCAUAGAUCUGAACAGGAACUUUCCAGACCAGUUUGAUAGAAACUUUGGUGAAUGGGAUAACGACAUAACAGAUGGCCGCCAGAAUGAAACUUUGGCCAUGAUGAAAUUCAUUACUUCAAAUCCAUUUGUUCUGUCUGGCAAUCUUCAUGGAGGUGCUGUUGUGGCCAGCUAUCCUUUUGACGAUUCAGUAGCUGGUCAAGGCAGUGGUAGAGAAAGUCGCUCUCCAGAUAACGACAUUUUUCGUUAUUUGGCCAACGUUUACGCAUCAAAUCAUCCCAUCAUGGGAAAUGGCAGUGUGUGUCCCCUAGAUCAUUUCCAGGGUGGUAUCACAAAUGGAGCUGAGUGGUAUGAGGUAAAAGGUGGUAUGCAGGAUUUCAACUAUUUGCAUUCUAAUUGCUUUGAUGUGACAUUUGAAUUGAGUUGCUGCAAGUAUCCUGUGGCAUCAAGGCUUCCAGCCAUGUGGCAAGAUAACAAAGAAUCUCUUCUGGCCUUCAUGGAAGCUGCUAAUAUUGGAGUGAAAGGUGUUGUAACAGAUAUUGAUGGUAUAGGCAUAGAGGGAACAGAAGUGAUAGUGUCGGGAAUUGCACACAAUGUGACCACGACCAACAGAGGAGAGUUCUGGCGGCUGCUGGUUCCUGGAAUGUAUAACAUAACUGCCUCUGCAUGGGGCUUCGAACCGAGUGUUGCUGCUAUUUCUGUCAGUGAAGGGAAAGCAUUGUGGCACAACUUCACUUUGGAGCGUGAAAUACGACAGUCAGGUAAUAAAGUGGCUCAUGACUUGGAGGUGAAGUCAUACAUACCUGCUGAUACGUACGGUUUUGUCAUUCCACCAACUUUCAAACAUCACUCCAAUGCUGAACUUGAAGAGGAGCUACAACUACUUGCAGAUACUUAUCCUGAUCUGACCUAUCUGUAUGAUGUUGGGUUGAGUGUGCAAGGUCGUAAACUGUGGGUAAUGGAAAUUUCGGACAAUCCAGGUGUCCACGAGCCAGGCGAACCUGAAUUCAAGUACAUAGCAAACAUGCAUGGCAAUGAAGUUGUAGGUCGUGAAAUGUUGUUACUUUUUAUCAAAUACUUGUGCGAAAACUACAUAUCAGAUCAUCGAAUUACGACCAUUAUCAACUCGACUCGUAUUCAUAUUAUGCCAUCUAUGAAUCCUGAUGGUUAUGAAAAGGCUAAAGAAGGUGAUUUUGAAGGUGUUGAAGGGCGUCCAAAUCACAAUGGCAUUGACUUGAAUAGAAAUUUUCCAGCUCACUAUCAUCAAUCAUUUUCAAAUUAUAGACCGGAGGUAGAAACAAUUGCUGUGAUGAAUUGGAGCAAAACUUACCCAUUCGUUCUCUCUGCCAAUCUUCACGGUGGCUUCUUGGUUGCCAACUAUCCGUACGACAGCAAUCCUUCUAUGAAAGAUGGUGUACCAAACAUCAGUCCAGAUGAUGAAGUUUUCCGCAUGUUGGCCAAAUCAUACUCUUACGCUCAUACUGAUAUGCACUUACCAUAUCCUCCUUGUAAGAACAGCCCACGCACUAUAUUCCCAGAUGGCAUUGUGAAUGGAGCCCAAUGGUAUGUCGUCUCAGGCAGCAUGCAGGACUGGAAUUACCUUCACACCAACUGCUUUGAGCUCACACUGGAAAUAGGAUGUUUCAAGUUCCCCCCUGCAUCACAGUUGCCUAUGUACUGGGUUCAGAAUAAAGAAGCCUUGUUGACUUAUUUGGAAAUGGUUCACAGAGGUGUAUCUGGUUUUGUGAGAAGCACGGAAGGUAAUCCUAUUUUCAAUGCAACAAUAUCCGUUGCAGGAAUCGAUCAUGAUAUCAGAAGUGCUUCCGAUGGAGAUUUUUGGAGACUCUUGCAUCCAGGAGACUAUACUCUUUCAGCAUCUGCCCUUGGAUACGACACUCAAACAGUUCGUGUGGUUAUUCCGGUUGAUGUUGGUCAUGCUAGCGUCAAUUUCACUCUGUUGCGUCGCAAUCCAGAGAACUGGGCAGCCCAUGCCGAUUAUAACCUUGAGCAGAAUUUAUUCUCUGAACAAUAUUUGAGCACUGCGGACAUCAACAUGGCACUUAUAAAACUGGACAUGGAAAAUCCUGAUGUAGCUCAGUUUUUGGCAAAUGACAGUCCAACAUCCUCUGCCAUUCAAUUACUUAAAAUUACUGACCAGGUUGGCUCAUCAGAAGAAAAUAAGUUAAAAAUAGCUCUUUUAGGUGGUUUAUACGCUUCCCAUCCAAUCGGAAGAGAACUCCUGUUACGAUUUGCUCGUCACUUAGUGACUGGAUUUGCAAAGAAAGAUUUGGAGAUUAUGAAAAUACUCACCAAUACAGUGAUUUACGUGAUACCUUGUAUCGACCCUGGAUUUCGCCCACAAAGUGAUCCAGUUUGCUACAAGACUGUGGGUGCCAAUGAAGCUGGUGUGCUGUUCAGUUCCUCCGACAACACCACCAUCUCAAACGCUCUGCUGACGAUACUGGCUCAGAGUGAAGUUGAUUUAGUGCUCAACGUUGCUGGGGGAGGAUGGUUUUCAAGAGUACCAAAGACUGAUGCGAAGCAUGGAAAACUGUUGUCAAUGCUAAGUGCAGUAUUUAACAAAACAUUUUAUAGUUCGUCAAUAACUGACAUAUAUCACUGUGACAUGCAUCCAGAUUUGAUCCAAAUCGAUGACAUGCUGUUGCAGCAUGUGUAUGGAACAUUUGGGAUUCCAGUUGUGUCAGUGCACUUGGGCUGCUGCAGUUACCCUCGUGCACGGGACAUCGCACAGCUCUGGCGCUCCUCCCUCCCGCCUUUGAAGCAGUUCUUGAAGGCCACACAACAAGGUGUUGAAGGCUUUGUACAAAAUAUGAAUGGACAUCCCUUGCAAAGUGCUGUGAUUUAUAUUGAUGGUUCAUAUGCCAUUCCUGUUACUACCAAUAUGGGUCACUUUAGGGCGGUUUUGCCUGUUGGCUCUCACAGUUUGAAGAUUUCAUGUACAGGAUACGAGCCAAAAAUAAUGGAAUUAAAUAUUCAAGAAAAUAAACUUUUGCAAAUUAACAUAGUCUUGAAACAUAUUCAACAAUUGGGUUACCAUUCCCCCCAAGAGAUAAAGAAAACAUUAUCACACCUGAAUUCAGAAUAUAGUAGAAUAACAGACAUCAACUCGAUUGCAAUUGGUUCCAAUGAUGAGAUAACUGAUUUUGUGAUUGCUGCUCACGAUAACAAAGAGCAAAUGAUUGGCUAUCCAGCAAUUGGAUUUUUUGCUAACAUUGAUGGACGUGACCCUGUUACAACUGAGAUAUUGCUUCAGAUGGUUGCUGACCUCUUGAAACAAUACAAACAGGGUGAAAUGGCACAGAAUAUAAAGGACAAGACACUCCAUAUGCUUUUUGGCUCCACAAAAUUGGUAGAAUCUUCAGCAACAGAAACUGAAAAACUUUCAUCCUUUGGAAAUUGGCUAGACAAAAUGGGAGUAGUGGUUUUGGUCAUGUUAAGAGCUGGUGCCUUCAGUGUAGAGGGUCCUCACAUAAACAGUCAGAACAUUUUGAGAAACGCCACUUUUUCAGAUAAACAGAUUUUCAGUGAAUUGAUUCAUGAUUAUAUCAUCAAUGAACAAACCACACACAAGUCAGAAAAUUGCUCAAGUGUGUCUAGCAAUCAAGCUGGUGUAAGGCAUGACUUGGCCUUACAUUCUCAAUAUGAUAACCUGAUGGAAUACAUUUACAGUAAUAACUCAGCAUUUACAGUGACCGUCUAUGUGCACUGUGACAGAGCACCAGAGGCAUCCCAACUGACCGCCAUUUGGGAAGCACACAAAGCAAGCUUAUUUCACACUCUCUCCUGGGUUAAACGAGGCAUCACAGGAUACGUGACAGAUAGCAAUGACAGACCAAUUAUAGGAGCAACGUUAACAGUGAAAGGCAGCAGCCACACAGUCAAAUCAACGCGUACUGGUGCCUAUUGGAGACUUCUGCUAUCUGGUCAUUACAUUGUUACUGUGUCUGCCCCACAUCAUUUGACAACAACAAAAAUGGUCACUGUAGUAGAAAGCAGAAAGCCAACGCAAGUAAUGUUUAAACUGGCUCGUGACGAAACUGUUUUGGGCAUGCCAAGGCUAGUCUUCAUAAUGGUCACUGGCUGCCUGUGUUUGUUCAUUAUACUGUUGGGGGUCUGCUGCUACACAUCAUGCAGGACCAAGAAGUAUAAAAAUACUGAAUUUUCUUUGUUGUCUCAAAAACUUUCGCUUUAUGAAGAUGAUGAUAUGAAGAAAGAAGAACCAGGUCAUUUGGAAGUUUCAGCACCUUAUUUUGAUGAAGAUUCAGAAGAUGAAAUUGUUUUAGUUAAUACUUGGAAGAAAUAACCACAGAAAACUAUCUAGGUAAUUGGUUAAUAAGACUGCAGAAUAAAAUGGCUUUUAUUUUUUGUUAACAAAUCAUUGUUCAUCUUAAUGCUUGGCAAAAUAAAAAGAGUGUGAUAUAAACAUAACUUGUAAAUUUUUUAUUAAAUAAUACAAUUAUAAAUUAGUUCUAAUAUUAAUAUUUUUUCAUAUUGGCAGCUUUUACUUGUGAAAUUUGUGAAUUUUUAUUAAGUGGAGGUUGAUGCAAUGGAGGUGAUUGCAAGUGGAAGUUUUUGAGGUGUAGUGUUGGGGUUGCAGCUUAAAGUGCUGGAAAAAAAUAUUGCAAUAUUACUGUAAUUAGUUAUCUAAUUUUUUUUCAUUCUGUUUGUUUUUAAAAAGUAUAAUGUGUGUGUUUCACAUGACUUAAAAGUUACUAAUGUAUGGUUUUAUACUUAAAAAUACUUAGCCCAAAGUUGUAUUGAUUCAGCCUCCAAUAUCAGUAUUCAUUGGCAGCAAUAAUAUGAAUGAAUCAUGUACAGUACCUUGUUUUUAUGGCUAAAAGAAAGUUUGUUGUUUUAUUUUUAUAAAAAUACUAACAGAUGCAUUACAUUGAAUACUGAAAUUCAUUUUUACAACAUACUUCAAAUGUAAUGAUCUGGAAUUCAGGUGUAAUUGUACAAUGCAGAAAAUACUUGAGCAGCUCUAGUGUGGUUUUUCCAGUUUAAGGCAACUUUGCUAUGAUGCUUUAUUUAUUUGAUGUACUUAUUUGACAGAUAUAAAAAAAAAUUAUUGUAGCUUUUAUUUUUAUGACUUUGGUCUUGCAUCAUACUAUUUGCAGAAGCUUAUGUUUCUGGUGCUUCCAAUUUUUCACCACCAAUAAGGUGUUUGUUACGCUGUAAUGUAAUUAUAAGUUAAUCAACAGAAUUUGCUGAAUGUUCUGAUGUUUAUCAUUUGUAACUACAGCUAUCAUAACAGUGCAGUGAAACGAAGCUACAUAGUUAAAAUUGUGAAACCAAACAAUUUAUUCUAUAUUGAUAUUUAAAUGGGUAAAAUAUUGUUUCUUGGCUUCUUGUCUGUGAUUGGUACUUACUAUUAUUGGUUGAUGAAUUGGUGGAUGAUUACAUAGCUGCAUUCAUGCAUAUACUAACGUUUUCAAAGUAUGUUUUGUUUGUCAGUUAUGUGAUAUGAUUUGGCCUGCACACUUGGGCUGAGUCUCAUUACUAUAUUGGUGCACACUGUGGCACAGGUAUCUUGGAGACAAGCAAGUGCGUUAAUGUAAGUGCCAACCUGGUUCAUCACUCGUACAUGUUCUGUGUGGAUGUCAUAAGGUGGAAAAUUUGGUUGGAACUUGACAAUUUUUAGAUUAGAAUUAAUAAACAGUGAAAUGUAGGGUUAAUAGUAGCAAGUGUGUAAAUUGUUAAUAUGUAAUUCAGUAAAUACAGGAUGUCUAUGAAAGAAUACCCCAGUUUCAAUGGUAUAUUAUAACAGUCCGAUUUAGACUAUUUACAACAAAUAAUACAUCAAAUUGAAUGUAAACUAACCUAGUUUUUCUAACAAAUGUUUAGAAUGUGUACCUUUAGUUAUACGUCACACAUCCAACCUAAAGUCCAAUUCUUCGCACAAUUCGGUUAACCUGUCCGUAGUAAUGGAAGCAAUAGCUUAUUCACUUCUGUUUCUCAACUGUGGCAAAACAUUAGGUAUCAGCGGGACAUAGACACAAUCUUUUAUGAAGCUCCAAAGCUAAAAAUCGCGUGGCGUUAUGUCAGGUGAAUAUGGAGGUCAGCGAAAAAGAGCUCUGUCGUCUCGACCAUUACGACCAACCCAAUGGUCAAGGACUUCAAUGUUCAACCACUCUCGUACAAAGAAAUUCCAAUGGGGAGGGGCUCCAUCCUGUUGCCAAAUAAAGUUUACAGGUUCACCCUCUACUAAUUGGAGAAAGAGCCAUUCUUUCAACAUAUUCAGAUAAGCCACUCCUGUUACGGUAGCUUCAGCGAAACAAUGUGGUCUGUACACUUGACUUCGGGACACAGCGCAGAAAAGUUUAAUUUUAGGGAAUUUCUUUGGUGUUCUUUAAGUUCAUGUGGAUGUUCUGACCCCCAGAUACGAACAUUAUGGGUAUUUAUUUACCUUUCCACUUAGGUGAAAAGUUGACUCAUCGCUGAACAUCACACAAUCAAGAAAGUCAUCUUCCUGCUCACACACUUGAAUUGCAAAGUUAGAACGCACACCAUAGUUAUCUGUCUUUAAAGCAUGUAGCAACUGUAACCGGUAUGGAUGCAUGUGUAAAUGUGUUCUUAAAAGCUUCCACGCGGUAGUCUUUGGCAACUGAAGUUCAAGACUUGCUUUCCAAACAGAUUUCUUAGGACUACCCAUUUAAGAUGCUCUGACAUGGUCACUAUCCUUUACAGACACUUUUGGUCGUUCCGUGCUUUUCCUUUUACAAACAUAUCCGGUCGUUUCGAAUGGCCUAUAUCAUCGGCAGAUGUUUUUAUCACGUGGAGGAUCACAAUUAAACUUUAAACGAAAUGCAUAUUUAACUGAAAUUACAUAUUCACUCUUAGCAAAUUGCAGAAUACAAAAUGCUUUACGCCCAGGAGUUGUCAUUUUGCAUAGGUGGUGCUGCAAGCGAGAAAACAACAGGACAGUACUUGUGCAUGCGCAUGUCAAAAAUUGUUUGAGUUACUUUUUAAUUGUGACCUUGGACCAAAACUCUACAGCACUUACAGUUGAUACUAUUAAAAUUUAUAACUGGGACAUUCUUUUAUGUACAUACUGUAUUUAGUUGAUUCCCAAGCUGAUGGAAAACAUAGUGAAUUAUUUUUAAGACUCUGCAUCUUCCAUUUUGAUAAAAAAAAAGCACCCACAUUUGUGCUUUUAUGUAAGGAACAGAAAUGACAGUGUCAUUGUCAUCAAUUAUCUCUAUCUAAUAAUUUAUUCUGGGUUUAAUAUUGUUGUGACAGUUUUAAUUAUGUACAUUUAAAAUAGCACAAAGUGAAACUCAAUGAGUACUUAAUAAAUAUUAGUACUAUAAUUAUUAUGUUUUGGUGGAAAUUUAAAAAGUGUUAAAGUAUUCACAUAAUUAUAUCACCAACAAAAAAUACAAUCUUUUCUUAGAAAAAGCCAGAUUAUCAAAACUAAACUUUUACAUAAGAAGUAGUGACAUCUGAAUGCUCCAAAAAAAAUGUGUAACCCUAGAAUGCAUAGAAAAAUCACUAAAAUAAACCUAGGGUUCCUAGGAGACCAAUAUAAGUAAUAAUCUUAUGAUUUGUGGGUUAAUUACUGGUGAACAGUAUAAAACUAGGACUUGUGGCUUUACUUGUGAAAUGUCGUAAGUUUGCAUACCUACUUUGGCCUUUUACUCCUUGUCAUUCUGGUGGAUUACAACCACUUGCUAGGUUAUUCAGGACUGCUUAUCAUGAGAGUAAAUCCUCCAGGGAAGAAGCUUCAAACAAUUUCUCGCCAGAAACACAGGUGCCACGUCAUCCCAUAAAAGGGUUGAUGAAUGAAUUUCUAAACAGGAAAUUUCAAAUAAUUAUUUUUAAAUAAUUUAUUUUCAACAAAGCUUGACAAAUUUGUUAUAAAUGAAAAAAUUCAUAUUCAGUUAUAACAGACAGUAUUAAUUAUCUAGAAGCACACAGUUUAAAACUAUUCUUUAGUGAGAUUUAGGUUUUCCUUUUGUGUUCUCAUUACUGGUUAUUAGUUUUGUUGCUGCAGGCUCACCUAUAAAAUGGAUAAAUAACCAUUCAGUAAAACCUGUUUAAGAUGACAUGGCUUAACACGUUUUUCCGCCUGAAAGUCAGAAUAAUAUAGCACCUAAAGUUUCCUAUAACAUUAACCAUAACAUCUCUCUUUUAUAUGUUUUGGGGUCAUUUGAUUUUCCCUUUUAAUAAGCAUCAAAUUAACACAAAAUUACUUUAAAAAAAUUUCCUAUAAAAAUAUUCUUACGUGAUACUUGUUCGGACGCAUCCUAUCAUGACAACACUUGUGUUUUAGUUAAAGAACCGUAAUACAACAAUGCCAUCUUUUAUUUCCUUAAUGGCGUUUUUAAUGUAACACGAUUUCCAAUGGUUACUUUUUGUAAAUUUAUGCUCGUAAUGAAAAACACACCAUUUGCAGCACUUCAAACUCAAAACAAAUAAUGAUGGCUGGUGUAAAAGCAUUCAUAAGCACUAUCAAAAACAUGAAGCACAAGUAAUCAAAGCUGUCUCUUAAAAAAAUAAUUAUCAGAAAAUAUUUUGUGAUUUACUGAAAAAACUGAGUAUUUUUACCUUUCAAACUUCAUGGCAAACAAUUAUUUGUGGUGUUUGUAUUUAUUUAAUCAAGCAUUUGUAAUGGGAUUAAAAAUAACUAUGACCAUGGACUGCAAUCGGUAACAAGAUUACACUUUUUCCAUGGACGUUAAAAGUAAUGAACCCAAUAGUUUUAACAGUUGUAUAAAUUGAUAUUCACAAUUGAUCUACCACCAUAUACACAGUAUGAGUUUAUAUGCCACUUUUAUCUACGGUGAAACAGACAUUGCAACUGCAAAACAAAAGAAAUGUAUGUAAAAGUUGUAGUAAAUGUGUCUUUAUAUUCCUGAACUAAAAUACAGUUUACAUGGCCACAGUUAAUAAGCAAAGUGGAUGAAUAACUAGGUUUUAAAAUGUAAAUAUUAGCUCUUUUAGUCAAUAUUUUGCAUAUAAAAAAUUGUUAUUAAAACAAUUCACAUUUUUAAUAGAAAUUAUUAUAUUUUGCAUUAUUUUGCGAUUUGCUAAAUUUCCCUGUCCUUAAAAAACUUCUGUAAAUAAACUGCUAUUCAGUGUAGAAUUUACUAGGCACUGUAUAUCUUCCGAAUAGCACAACCUUUUAACCCAUGAAACUCGUACUUGUUUUACUUACCCUUUUAAUAGGUUCCUGCUUAAGAAACAUAAUUUGUUUGGUUUUUCCAUUAUCUUAAGAAGGUUUUACUGUUAAACUUACUGCCCGUACCAAAAUAGAAUUACUUUUUAGUUUACACUAGUUUUUUUAUAUACAUAAUUAAUUCUGUUAUUAAAUUGAGAAAAAGAGUUCAGGUCAUUUCUUUUAAUUUUGUUUCCUGUUUACUUAUAUUAUAGUAACUAACACUUACUUCCUGGAAGUACAUGAAGUGCUUACAAAUAAUGAAAUAAAGAAGAAAUAAUAAAGAUUAUCUUUAUUCCAAAGGAGUUUUAUGAUAGUUGUUCACAACUUACGGACAGGGAUUGAAAACUUUUUUUUUAAAUCUUUUUUUUUUCGUAGAUAAUUUAUAUAGGCAGAUAUUAUUAUGUUGAAGCCUAGUCAUUGAAGAGACAAUGACUUUGUUUUGGUAUUUUCACACACUUAUGCCAAAUUUAUGAAAUAAGUUCUCUUAUUGCUUAACUUCAAACUUAUUGAGCAUAAUAAAACUAUCUCAACAUCAUUUGUUUGUAAGUGCUUUCUUUCCACAUCUCUGUGUAAUAGAUGCUACUUUACAACAUUUGUUCAAAACUAUCUCAACUGGUAUCGUAAUUGGUUUUGUUAUGCAGUAUACACCACGAAAUAAAUUUUUUUCACCAGCCUGUUCUGAAAAAAGGUUUUCAUUAGAACAAAGAACUUUUUUUGCACUGUUCACAAUGGAUAUAUGAAUUUUUUAAUUUUUUGGUUUGUAACUUGAAUGACUUUGUGCAUAAUAUAGGUGUGAAUAGGAAAUAUAUGUAUAAACAUGGCAUGGUUUCACAAGUCGCUCAGAGCAAGAGCAAGGUGUAUAGACGUAGGUGCAAAGGCCCGUCACAGUUCUGGUUGUGGAACAGUUUUUUUUAUUAACGGGGUUGGUCCUAUUGGCACAUCUUUCCAGUACAUGUUUAGUGAUAUUUUACUAAUUGCAUGCUUUAAUUUUUCCCUGAGCAUAGAGUGGUGAAAUUACAUUUAAUUAUUUUGACUGAUGAGCCAACACUUGUGAAAAAAUGCAUUCUUAAUAAACUGACAAAAAUAAAUGUUGAAUACCUUUUAUUAACUACUGCUUUUGAGAUGCUGGCUUACUUUGUAGUUAUUAAUUGUCUGUCAGCAGGCCUUACUUAAAAUCAUGCAACUUAAAAUCAUCCAGCAAUCAAAACCUCGCUACUCUAAAUUCCCAGGAAGCAAAAAAAUUGUUAAACAUUGUGUUGUUAUUUUCAUCAAAGUUUUUUGUAAAUAACUUAAUAAACUGUACUUCUUCAUUAAGUUUAUAUAUAUGAGAGAAAGAGCCUUAAGAAUUUUUUAGGAAUUUUUUCUUUUGCACAAUUAAAAACAAAGGUUUUUAUUAUAAAUAGAGAUGAAGUUUUAUUUGCUACCCUGUUAUAUGCAGAUGAUUUUGUAUACAUUGUAAAUAUGAAUAAAUAUUUAUUGAGUUGUGAUUUUUAUGCUGUAAUCAUGUAAUGUGUAAUCCUGAAAGAUUUUUUAAAGCGUGAAAACAGAAUGUUUUGUUUUAAAGCAGUUAGUAUGACAAAAAGGUAAGUUGAGUUUUGUGAAUUUUAAUGUUUGUUCAUUGAGAAGUGUGCAUAGGUUUUGCUCAUCAAACUUAUGAUGAUUUGUUAUUAUAUUUUAUCAUAGCCUUUAAAACUGUAAUUUGUUCUACUUUUUGUUGCUUUAAGAUGAAUUUGAAUAAAUUUAGAAUUUGUAAAAUAUAAUUUUUAUGUCAGCACUGUUUAUGAGACUGCAUAUUUGAGUGUUACCUACUGUUACAGUUCGUGAGUGUAGUAGAUUGGGUAUUAAUGAUUAGUCUUCAAAACAACACAAUUAGGUUAAUGAUGAUAUGUUCUAUGAUGCAUCAUUUCUGUGAUGUAGGCCUUCCUUUGUUUUCUGGUUAUAAAUCUGUACUAUAUACGUAUAUACUGCACCUGUUGCUGCAGCUCUACCUGUGUUCCUAGUCCGUGCAAUGCUCUUCAAAAAAUGCUCAUAAGUCUACCUUGUGAUUGAGUGCAUGCUUGCUCACUCUGCUUCAUUGGUUGUAUUAUAUGUUCAAACACAUUAGCCAUAAUGUCUGUUGUAAAAACAUUUUUGUUUUGACAAAUUUUUUUUACAAGUCUCCUGCUUUCGUCAUAAUAUGCAAGUCCAUAUAUUAAAUGCCUAUCGCUGUUUCACAGUUGGAACAAGUGUCUAAGAUUACAGUGAAGGAGAACAGGAAAUUAAAUUUUUCUGAAAUUAUUUUUAAAAUAGUACCAGCAACAUUGUUUCCAAGCUAAUAUUUUAAUAGUCCGGACACAAAUAGUGAUGUACUUAGGACUAAUUGCUGAAACAAGUAGGUUUGUAUGUCAUAAACAAUUAACCAUAAAAAAUAAGAUGAUGUAUGACAUUUGGUGUUUUUUAAUUUAUACUAUCCAUUCCUCAUAAUGGAAACAUCUUCUGGAUGAAAUCAAUUCAUACAAGUACUAGUGCCUUGAACUUAGCCAGCAUGCAGUUUAAGGUUAGAGAUGUUAGCACUGUGAUAUGGUAUAUUGAAGAAGUAUAAUAUUUUGACUAUGAAUAUUAGACCAAAAGUGAUGUUUGUUAUGAAAUGAUCUGUUUUAAAAACCCUUACCUCAGAUGAACAAAUUACUUUUUUUUUUUCUAUAGUUUUAGUAAAACAAAUUGUGAGUGCUGUUUUGAUCAACACAAAUUUUCAUGUAAGGUAAGUUUUUAUUGGUUUUGAAUGUUAACAUUCCUUUAUAAAAUUGUGGCUGCAUUUUGUACAGAGCCAAAGCAUUUGUAUUUGUAUCUGUGAACAAAAUUUAUAUUUGUGUAUCAUUUUGUAGGAAAUAAAGUAAACUUUGUUAUUGAAUGGUAUUUAGUGACCUUGAAGUAAUCCUGAUACCCUUUCAUUGCUGGCUUACCAGCAGUUUGAACUGUGAAAUAAAAACAUUUUGUAUGUUCAGAUAGCAUCAUAAGAUCAAUUUGAAGUCGUGUCACUGUCGUGGAUAAGUUGGGUUUCCUAGGUUGGCGACAGUGAACUCGCGCCAUAAUGGACGACAGACACGAGGCAGUAGUGUAUAAUUUUUUAUCUGUAAAUAAGCAGUGUUUCUAAUUAUCCGUCUAUGUAGUCAUGUAUUGUUGACACUACCUUAGUAGUUAUUAAAGGACUUUAAGUGAAACUACAUGGUGCCGAAACCCGGGUCCGCCUGCGAACUAAUUGGUGAAUAAAUAGCAAACAAUGGCAGAAUCGGGGGUUAGCUUGAAACCGUCAAAAUAUUUAUCGGUAUCAGAAGAUGGAAUGCCAGCACUCUGGAAAUCGUGGCUGCAACAAUUUAACUGGUACACAACAGCAACCAAUCUCGAGAAAAAGGCUCCUGAAAUCCAAGUCGAGACAUUCAUGACCGCGAUUGGACCUGAUGCAGCGAACAUUUACAACACAUUCACACUCACUCAAAAGGAAAGUACGGACAUUAGCGUCAUCAAAACCAAAUUUGAUGCACACUUCGCACCAAAAACGAACAUUACAUACGAAAGAUACAUCUUCAACAAAAUGAAGCAAGAAGAAAGCCAACCAUUUGACGAGUUCCUAACCUCAAUUAUCAAUAAAGGAAAAAGGUGCGAAUUUGGAGAGUUAUAUGAUAGUUUACUUCGUGACAAGUUGGUGGUAGGAAUUACCAGUGACAAAGUUCGGGAAAAACUGUUAGCAGAAGAAGAUCUCACAUUUACCCAAACAGUGAAAAUAUGCAGGGCGUGGGAAGUAACUAAACAACAAGUACAGGCUAUGCAAGCUGAUGCACCUUUACCAGCGGUACAUACUCUAAGUCGUAAAAACCCCACCCUUGCAACUAGCGAUCAACAAACACACACAAAAACUAACUGUCACAGGUGCGGUUAUAUCCAUCAACAACGCCCAUGCCCAGCUCUGGGAAAAGAAUGCAAAAAGUGCAGGAAAUUAAAUCAUUUAGCUCAGGUAUGUAGGUCAAAACAAGUGCACACAAUUACUAGCAGACCCCAGGACCAAUACUUACAAAAGGAAGACGCUGCCACAUUCUAUGUGUCAAACAUAAACAUACACCAGGGUGAACUGGAUUGGACAGAAAAACUGGUGCUACCCAACAAACAAAAGGUUACUUUCAAACUGGACACAGGCGCACAAUGUAACGUGUUAAAUAGUAGUGUCGCCAGUAAAAGCUUGCUACAUGUGACCCCUUCCAGAACAAGAGGACUCCUGUCGUUCACCCAACACAGUGUUCCAGUAUUAGGGGAGACAACAGUCAGUGUGUUUACCAACAAGAAAACCACACACAUGCUCACGUUCCGUGUGGUGAACAAGGGUCUACCGUGCAUCUUAGGGAGGCAGGCCUGUGAAUCAUCGGGGUUUAUCAAACGAGUGGAAACAGCGGUUGCAGAUGGUGAGUUUUUCGAAGGGAUAGGAUGUUUAAAAGGGUUUGCACAUGACAUUGACCUGGUAGAAGAACCAAAAUUCAUGAUCUACACACCAAGGAAAGUACCUUACACCAUUCGAGAUCAAGUUAAAGAAGAAAUGGAUUACAUGGUCACUAAUGGAAUCAUCGAACGCAUGAACGAACCUAUGCCGGCAGUAUCUCCCAUGGUAGUGGUGAGAAAAAAUGGUAAAGUUAGAAUCUGUAUGGACCCAUCUGAUGUAAACAAAAACCUAAAGAGACGACACUAUCCCUUACAGACUGUAGAGGAAAUAACAGCACGACUAAAGGGAUCCAAAUAUUUCACACUCCUUGAUUGCAAAAAGGGAUUCUGGCAGCUCAAAGUGACCGAUAGAACGUCGCAGUACCUGACGUUUGCCACUCCAUGGGGCAGGUACAAAUGCAAAAGGAUGCCGUUUGGACUAGCUUCUGCACCCGAAGUUUUUCAGCAGAUAAUGAGUCACACACUGCGAGAUGUACCACGUGCAGAAUGUUCGAUGGACGACAUCCUUAUACAUGCAGAAAGCAAGGAAGAAUUAGAGGAAAUCACCAACGUGGCAAUCAGCAAACUGAAAGAAGCAGGGCUAACGCUUAACUCGAGCAAGUGCGUGUUUUCACUAAAACAAAUAAAAUUCUUAGGACACAUACUGUCUGACACGGGAAUCCUUCCAGAUCCGGCGAAAACAGAAGCAGUUGAAAGAUUGAAGGAACCAUCAUCGGUCAUAGAACUUCAACGAUUUCUGGGAAUGGUGAAUUACUUAUCCAAAUUCAUUCCCAGAGUUGCAGAACUGUCAGCGCCACUUAGAAAACUACUGGAAAAAAAAACGUUGCGUGGCACUGGGGCGCAGAACAAAAAACUGCAUUUGCAGCACUUAAGGAAUCAUUAAAAUCUCCACCUCUUCUGAGAUACUAUGACCACACUACGCCGGUAACACUCUCAGUAGAUGCCAGUAGCCACUCUGUAGCUUCAGUGCUCAUUCAAGAGGGCCAGCCUAUUAUGUACGCAUCUAAGGCACUCUCUAAGUCCCAACAGAACUAUAGCCAAAUAGAAAAAGAAGCCUAUACCAUAUUGUCGGCUUGCA